UUGCUGCCGCACAGCACGCCUAACUCCUUGGCAGGAUGGCAGACAAAAGAACAGCCGGUGCAAAGCAAUAGGGGAUUUCUAGCGAGGAGGAGGAGGAGGAGGAAGAUCCCCAGCCUUUCACCCGACGGCUGUCAGAGCGGCAGGAGCGGGACAGCCGAAGCCACCAUGCGCAGGUCCAGCACCGAUGAGUCCACCUAUCACAGGAGCCCUUCCCUGGACAGCAAGGAUUACAGUUUCCCAAAUGGCGCCUUCCGUCGAUACAGCAGCAUGUAUGGCGGCCAGUUUGGGGCUGCCAGCAACUCUUUCUUUGGAUUUCAUACCAACCCAGGCCCGAAGGCCACCAAGGCUAAGUACACGACCCCCAAGGGAAACAAAUACGUUGUCUUUUACCUGGAUCUCUCGUUUAUUUUUCUCCUAGAACUGAAGAGGUGCAGCAUGGCUCACAACUGCCUGCAGUGUAUCAAGUACCUAAUGUUUGUUUUCAAUCUUCUCUUCUGGUUGGGAGGCUGUGGAAUCCUUGGUGUAGGCAUCUGGCUGGCUGUUACCCAAGGGAACUUUGCUACCCUCUCCUCUUCUUUCCCGUCCCUGUCUGCUGCCAACCUCCUGAUCGUCACAGGGACGUUUGUCAUGAUCAUCGGCUUCGUGGGCUGCAUAGGUGCCAUCAAAGAAAACAAGUGCCUCCUGCUGAGUUUUUUUAUCAUGCUGUUAAUUAUAUUUCUGUUGGAGCUCACUGUUGUGAUUCUGUUCUUCGUCUACACCGACAAGAUUGACAAGUAUGCUCAGCGGGAUCUGAAGAAAGGACUUCACUUGUAUGGGACAGAUGGAAAUAUUGGCCUCACGAAUGCAUGGAGCAUCAUUCAAACAGAUUUCAGAUGCUGUGGAGUCUCCAACUACACGGACUGGUUUGAAGUGUACAACACAACCCGAGUGCCAGACUCCUGCUGCUUAGAAUUCAGCGAGAACUGUGGGCUCCACUCCCCAGGGACCUGGUGGAAAGCGCCUUGCUAUGAAACUGUGAAAGUAUGGCUCCAGGAAAACUUACUGGCAGUGGGAAUCUUUGGAUUGUGCACAGCUAUGGUGCAGAUUCUUGGACUCACCUUUGCAAUGACCAUGUAUUGUCAGGUAGUCAAGGCAGACACCUACUGUGCAUAGAUACCAUUCCCAAUCUUUCUGCUUCUCCUCCAAAGGACACAGGAGAAAUCUCCUUCAUGCUCAUUCAUCUGACCUUUUUUUUCCCCCUUUGUACUAUAAACUGUGUAUAAUGCUAUCUUUCUGAAGAUUUUGUGAAUCACCCCACUUUACUGAAGGAGGAAGAAAAGAAAGUCAGUCCUUGAACUGGCACAGGUAAGAAGCAGCCUUGUCUGAUGCAGAGGAAACCAAAAAGCGAUGGUUCCUUUUCCAUGGCCUGUGGCAAGGCAGGACAGGCUGCUAUGAGGGGCUGGCUGCAAACCCGUGUUAGGAAAAGAUGGCACUGAGGCAACCUCUGCAAAGGCUGCCAGGCUGCCUCCCUGCAUUUCCCAGUCUGGAAGAGGACAUAGGAAAGAAAUGUUCUUCAGCAAGAAGGUACCGAGUAGCUAGCACUGAAUGCAAGUGUAAUUUUACUACAGUUUGCACACAGCUAAAAUCAAGAUCAAGCAGCCCUGCCUCCAAGUGUCUCAAGAUGAUUUUGUAGCCAGGAGAGGAUCAUCUUCAGAAACACAUUGUUUUAAAGGAGUAUUUUUAAUCUCACACGCCGCAGCGUCAGGCUUUUAAUCAGAAUCUGUACAGUGGGAUCCUGGCUGCCAAUGGAAAACAACACUGGACAUUGCCUCACUUCCUAAUUGCCAGUGGCAUAUAGAUGGUUGACUGCAUAUGUUAUAUAUACUACAUUCAUAAACACAUACUUUUCUGAAAGGAGGUGAAAAUACCCAGCAUCUAACCUCAGAAAGGGGAAACCUUUCUAUCCUAUUUUACAUUCCAACUGAAAUAACCAAGUAUUAUUUCUUGUACAAGGCACUAUCACUUAUACCUCUGGGAAACAAGUAAUUACUUUCAGCUGUAUCUUCAUUUCAGUAAACAACUUGUGAGUGGGCUCUCUCUGUCAGUCUGCUAUGGUUUUAUUUUUUACCAUCCCCGUUUCAAGUAAGUCUGCCAAAAAAUAUCACUCAUUUCUACGCUUGAAGGUGUGUACAAAGCUGUCAGCUGUUCCUUCCCUGAAUGUCACCAUUUCAUUAAUUUACUUUGGGAUAACAUCAUCUGCAGGUAUGAUAGAGUUUGCCUCGCUGAGGAAAAAUCUUUCACACAUUGCUCAUUUUUCUGAGAGUUAUUAAGACUUCAGAUGCUUUUAUGCUUAGCUUUUUUUUUCCUUCUAGCUGCACACUGACAACAGCCAAGACACAUCAGUCUCUGCUAGAACUGGAAUCACUUCUCAGUGCUCUUUUUCAGAUGCAUUUUGCUUCACCUAGCUGCUGCCUAGAAUAUAAUCCACACUUCCUAGAAUAUCAUGGAAUCAGAGAAAUUUGCAGAAAUCAAACCCAUAACUUUCCUUAGCUGAGGAGCAGCCACUCAUUGAUAAGGGAAGUAACUGAUGCAGUACCCUCCUAUGCACAUCUUCUGCUGAUGAGGUUAAAUAUCAGAUGUGUCCUAUUGUUCAUAAUUCCCUGCCAGCAAACAGCUCCAGGUAGUGCAUGUGUGCCAGGGAGAGGGGAAGCACCCCAGGGAAAGGACACAGUAGGGAAGAGGCCAACUUAGCAGUGCAGGUGGCCUUCUCCCUUCAGGCAGCAUUUGAGGAGCUCUCAGCCACUGUCACUGAGAGCAGGGAGCUGGCCAUGGAGCUGUGUUUGCCCAGGAAGCUGAGUGCAACCAUUCCUGCAGACUGGAAGCAUGCAUCAAGCUCACAGAGAGAGUUACCCUGCUCUCAACAGCAGGUCUCAGCUCUGAGGGACAUUUUGCAUGCUUUGAUUUAAAGGCAAUUUCCAGCACAAAGCUGGACAAUAGGCCAACCCACAGCCUAUUGAGCAAUCUCUUACACCCAUAACUAAUGCUUUUCUGGACCUACAUUAUUUGACAGAUCGAUUUUUUAGCUUUGGGGGUUUUUUGGUCUCUUUGCUGAUUUCUUGCAUUCUUCUCAUUCUCAGGCAUGAGCUACUCCAUAUUUUCUGAGAAAUUGCUUAGGACAGUCUGGUGCUUAAAGGAGCAAUUUCCUAACUGUUACCCCCAUGGGGCAUUUAGCUUUGUGGGCUAAGGUAAAAGUAAUGUGUGUGCAUUUUAAAUGGCUUCUCAACCACGAUCACAGCCACCUCCCCAGCACUGAAGGAUUUUACUGUCAUGUAAACAAGCCCCAGCAAACCCAAGCUGAGCAAGUAGCCCACACACAGGUACCCUGUACUCCAAACAAGAGGCUCACUGGACGUGUUGCGACCACCUCAGCCUCCUUGCUCUCUGCCUCUUGAGCCCAGGCUGACCUGCAGGCUGUCCUGCUCUGCAAAAGAUGGUGUAAGGUUGUUCCUUCCCUCUCUCUAGUGUGUUCUUGACCUGCACAGACAAUCCCAAGUUAGCUGUACCAUUAGUUCUUGCCUUGGUUUAUAGUUUGUACACAGAGGUGCUUCUGCUGACAACUCCGAGUUUCUACCACUGAAAAGCAGCACGACAGAGUGAUGAAUACAUUCAUAAAACAUUGAUUUUUUUUGAGACAGAUAAAAGGUAGACAAGUCUAUUUGUAGUGAUCCCUGCCAUUAAAAAUUAACACAGAGACAGCAGGCUGAUGAUGGUUCAGUUGACGGGAGCAAACCAUUGUGCAGAACUCCCACAGCGAGCAACUCUCAUCAAUUUGCUUGAUGGUGUAGGGAAAAGAGAUCACAAACCCUGCUCCUGUGAGUCUCACAGUAAUAUGUGCUGAGCUCUUAGAGAACACUUCCAGACUUCAGCUAAAGCUUCAGUGGAAACAAAAUAUGAGAAGUACACUGGAGACAAGUCACAUUUUGUGGUUUCCUCUAAUCAUUUUCCACAGUUUAGGUGUCUGUACAAGAUAAACUGCCUUGGUUUUCAAAAACAGGUACCUAAAGGGAGUAUAAGCAACACUCACUCCGUAAAUUCCAGUCACUGCAACAAAAACAUUCAGUUAGGGGAAAAAAACCAAAACCAAAACCACAAACCAAAAAAAAACCCCAAGCAGACAAACAAAAUAAAAACCCCAGAUCAGAUAUUGCCUAAUAAUUGUUUUUUAAAUACCAUCCUUCCACUACCAACUGAGAUGCUACUGCAACUUGUUCAUAAUUUGAACUGGACUGUUUUGUAUAUUUGAUGUUAUUAACUCCCUCCACACAGACCAAACAGCUCUUACUGUGCUUACAGCAUUACCAGCGCAAUCCAAUUUCAUACCUCUGAACACACUGCAUCUAACAAGCCUCAGACUUACCAUAUUUUCUUAAAAGCACUGCAUCCUUUCUCUGCUGACAAGGUCAGAAGAUUUCAUGAUGUGUAACAGCAACAAUCUCUAAAAAAAAAAAGGACACAAAAAUACAACAAAAAGCCAAAAAAAGACAGUUCCAUUUUACACAUGAAACUUCACAUUAAACUGGUUGAUUAUAUAUAAGUAACCUGUAGUACAUAAUAUCCAUUUGAAAGGCUGCUGCUGAUAUUGAAUGCAGGCAGAGGAACACAGAAGUCAUUCCAAUUGCUUCUAUUAGUGUCUUGUCACUUUUAGUAAAGCCUUUUAUAUUAUUGUGACUUCUUAUCUUUAAACAUGAAGGAGGACUCAAUACAUUUAAAUUAAAGACAGAACCAAAGGCAAUAAAGGAACACUCCUAAUUUAUUCCCAUGGCUGUUUCUGCGUAAUAACAAGAUAUGAAGGCACAGGGCAUAUGGCUGAACCUACUGAAUUCAGCAGCAUCAGGAUUUAACUUUUUAGAUUCAAUCCAACAUACUUUUGGCUUUGCAUCUUCACAAUUAAAAAACAAAACAACA
This is a messenger RNA of Prinia subflava (tawny-flanked prinia), 4944 nucleotides long. It is a transcript of the gene TSPAN4, whose product is annotated as tetraspanin 4. Bases 166 to 1152 code for a protein of 328 amino acids. NCBI's taxonomy places the organism in Eukaryota, Metazoa, Chordata, Aves, Passeriformes, Cisticolidae. The transcript is spliced from 7 exons. Gene Ontology annotation, cellular component: plasma membrane. The record is from RefSeq and is a predicted model, not a curated record.